UACUUGCGAUGCCUUCUAAGUUCUAACUUCUAAGUGUAAUUUUAUUUUACAGUUAUUAGUUAAUUUAAAUAAUAUAAUAUUUUAUAAACUGUUGGCCACAAACUUUUUAUCAACAAAAUACAUUACAAUUUGUUUAGUUUUACCCAAUGCAAAUGAAAUAAUUAGUUGAAGUCCGAAAAUUAAAAGAGGCCUAAAUGUCGCAUAGGUCCACUUUUCAUCUUAAUGAUUUAUUUCCUCGUGAGAUAGAUAUAGAAGUAUGUUUGAAAACUUUAAAAAUUUACCAAAAAUUAGAGGGUGAUGUUAAUUGUGUUGUCUGGGAUGCUUCUUUAGUCCUGGCAAAAUACCUUGAGAUGAUGUGCCAUCACAAACCUGACUUUUUAAGUGGUGUAAGAGUUUUGGAAUUGGGUUCUGGUUUAGGUGUUGUGGGACUUACUGCCGCAACAUUGGGGGCUCAGGUGACACUCACUGAUUUACCAGAAGCAUUACCAUUGUUACGAUUAAAUAUUGCUGAAAAUAAAUCUAAAAUUGUUAGUAUGGGUGGCUAUGCAAUAGCAGAGUCCUUGGUAUGGGGAGACAAUAAUUCUGAAAUAAAGAAACAAGAAUUUGACAUGAUACUGUUGGCAGAUUGUGUUUACUAUGAAGAUGCUAUUGAUCCACUUAUCGAGACAUUACAAUGUUUGAAUAACAUAAUUACAAAGAAACCAACUAUAUACCUAACUCAGGAGCUACGGGACUCCGAUGUUCAAAAAAAAUUGUGGAAAACAUUCUAUGAAAAGAUAUCAGAGUAUUUUUACAUUGAAAGUAUUCCAGAAGAACAACAGCAUAUUAAUUAUAGGUCAGCAGACAUUGUGUUGUUAAAAAUGACAAAAAAAUGAUAUUUGUAUAGUUAUGAUAUGUGGUGAUAGAUACAUUGCUUUAGCCGAAUUAUUUAUAUGUACCUAAUUAUGUUAAAUUUAUGUUUAAGAGUUAUAAACGUUAUAAGAGCCACAUAUUAUAAAAUACACAUACAUUGAAAAUAUUUCCAAUGAAUUUAAUGUAUAUUUUCUAGUUAUAAGUUCAAUAAGUAGUGAUGAAUCCCAAUAAUUAUAACAAUAAUAAGUGAUAGUAUGUUGGGGGUUAUAAUUUUUAAAUAUAAUUCAUUUUGAUGUUUUAAUUAUAAAUGAGAAUUUCAAAUAACCAAAUUAUAUCUCAAUAAACAUCAAUUCUGUGAUAAGUAUUCAAAUAUGUAGUUAAUUUAGCCGAAUUAUGUUAUUAAUCAGAUUAAUUAUUGGUGUAUCAUGUAAUAUUAGUAUAAGUGUAAAAUUUAAGAAUCCGCUUAAUCUUUUUUGUGAAGUAUGUGAUAUAUUUUUAUUAUAAUAUAAUAAUCAU
This is a messenger RNA of Leptidea sinapis, 1368 nucleotides long. Its product is annotated as protein N-lysine methyltransferase METTL21D-like. Gene Ontology annotation, biological process: peptidyl-lysine methylation. The transcript has 3 exons. Gene Ontology annotation, molecular function: protein-lysine N-methyltransferase activity. Lineage: Eukaryota; Metazoa; Arthropoda; Insecta; Lepidoptera; Pieridae. The coding region runs from base 195 to 875 and encodes 226 amino acids. Gene Ontology annotation, cellular component: cytoplasm; cytosol. The record is from RefSeq and is a predicted model, not a curated record.